AUCACUGGCACGCCACUGCAAAACAAUUUCAAGGAGGCGUUUUCAUUGAUGCACUUCCUGAUACCUGAGAGGUUCGCCUUGACCGACGAAUCCCAUCUUAACGACGCGGAUCACGAAGUCAAGGUCAAGGAGCUGCAUCAACAACUCGAGUCACUCAUGCUCCACCGACUGAAACUUGAUGUCCUUACUUCCUUGCCUACAAAAAAGUGAGCGCAUCCUUCGAGUAGAAAUGUCUCCGCAGACGCAUUCUUACAAGAA
This is a messenger RNA of Suillus discolor, 258 nucleotides long. RefSeq lists its product as uncharacterized. The record is from RefSeq and is a predicted model, not a curated record. NCBI's taxonomy places the organism in Eukaryota, Fungi, Basidiomycota, Agaricomycetes, Boletales, Suillaceae. Bases 49 to 210 code for a protein of 53 amino acids. The transcript has 3 exons.